Molecule: messenger RNA, 1914 nt
Organism: Brugia malayi
Lineage: Eukaryota; Metazoa; Nematoda; Chromadorea; Rhabditida; Onchocercidae
Gene: Bma-fem-1
Product: Sex-determining protein fem-1, putative
Exons: 12
Coding region: 1-1914 (637 amino acids)
Molecular function (GO): protein binding
Source: RefSeq, a predicted model, not a curated record
AUGAAUCCGGAUGUGUAUCGAGUUGUUGUAUUCAAUGCUGCACGAGAUGGUAAUUUACGACGUUUGCGUAUUUUUUUGGAAGAUCGAUCAGACGAAUGGCUUCAUCACUGUAUAUCAUCAGAAGAAUUGCAAACUCCACCACUUGUUAUCGCAGCGCGAAAUGGUCAUCUUGAUGUUGUAAAAUAUUUGCUGGAAAAGGGCGCAGAUAUCUCAGCUACGGGGACAGUUAUAUUUGAUGGUGAAAUUAUCCCUCGAGCGCCAGUUUUGUGGGUUGCAGCAGCUGCAGGGCAUAUAGAUGUUGUUCGAUACCUUGUUGAAGAAGCUGGUGCAGAUAUCAAUCAGACAACGCAAUCGAAUAGUUCUCCUUUACGAGGCGCAUGCUAUGAUGGUCACUACGACAUAGUUCAUUAUCUGGUGAAAAAAGGGGCUGGUGUUGAAUUGGCUAAUCGACAUGGGCAUACACCGCUGAUGAUUGCUUGUUUUAAAAUGCGAGCUGAUAUCGUAUACCUAUUGCUGAAACAUGGUGCUGAUCCGUGUCGUGCAUCGUUGAGGGGGAACACAGCAAUGCAUGACGCUGCGGAGGCUGGUUCUAAUGAAAUUAUAUGCAUGUUAUUAAAAGCUGGUGCAAAAAAUGUCAAAGAUGGAUGUAAUAUGACGCCUGUGGAAUGUGGUGCACUAGCUGGACAUGAAGAUGUUCUCCAGUCAUUAUCUGCUGUAGCUACGGCCCAGGAGAUAAGAGACACAUUAAAAUUAUAUGGUGCUACUUUGGUGGAUAAAAAGAUGGAUUUAAGUAAUGCUAUACGUGUUUGGUUUGAAGCGGUUAAUUAUGGUGAACCACUGCGCGUGCGUACUGCUCUCCAUGUUUAUGAUGAUUUAUUCGAAAUUGACACAGCUGAUGACGUACGUCGUGUAAUUGGUGAUCCUGAUGCAAUCAGAAUGCAGGCAUUAAUCAUGCGAGAAAGAAUCAUCGGUGGAGAUCACCACGAAACACAUUAUUUUAUACGUUACCGUGGUGCUGUAUACUGUGAUUUGGGUGAAACAAAUCGAUGCUUUCAGUUGUGGUUGCAUGCACUCGAUCUUCAACAAAAACAUCUUUGCGCAUUGCAUCCUUCAACUGUUUCCACAAUUGGAGCAUUCAUUGACACAUUUAUAUUAAUGGUGAACGAAGGAAUCAUAAUUGCUAAUGUAGAUGGCGUGCGUGUUACUCCACUUUCUCGUAAAUACCUAAUGGAUGUACUAGAUAAAACUGUUUUUGAGCUGGAGAGAUUCAAUAGUAGCGGUAUGAAAAUUAAGACAGAUGAAAUUUUCGAAGAACCAGGUGACGAUAUUCGGUGCUCUAAUUUCUUGAUGCUUGCAUCCCUUCAGCUGAUUCUUUUGAUUCGACGUCUCUCUCAUAAUGACAGCAAACUAACAGUAAAUUUAGAAACGGAUACUGAUGAAAAAGAUUUUGAUAUUGCUUUAUCAAAUAUCGUUACACGUUUAAUACUAGUUUCGAAAUGCCUGAAUUUAUAUCCUCUUCAUGCUGCUUGCCAUGAUAUCGACAAGCCAUUAACAACACGUUUCCCAUGUGCAUGUGUAAUUACGAUGCUUAUCGACAAUGGAAUCGAUGUAAACACGAAAAAUUCGUUGGGUAACACUCCAUUGCAUACAGUUUUGUUGAGUAAUAAUCCGAGACAGAGUGUCAUCAAACUAUUGCUCCAAAACGGUGCAACACUCCUAGCUCGUAACAAAGAAAACGACACAUGUUUGGAGUUAAUCUCAGAGACGCUGCCUCGUGCAUUUAGGCUUCUCAAAUUGGGUCGAUACCUUACACUUAUGGGUCUUGCCGCGAAUGCUGUGCGACGAAACUGGCUGAAGACCGUUUACAAAAAAAUUGUGCCGAAAGAACUGUUUGCAUUUUUGGAUUUGUAUUAA